UUGUUGACCCGAGGCGGCCACCACCAUGCGCGCCCUCAUCCUCAUCCUCCUCGCCGCCGCCGCCGCGCUGCUCGGGGCGCUGCCCCGCGCGGCGCGAUGCCAGCAGCUGCCGCCGGCGCCGCCCGUGCCGCUGGACCGCGCGCCGCCGCCGCUCGCGCAGGUGCUCGAUGGCGCACCGCCGCUGCCGGCCGUGCAGCAGGACCUCGAUGGCGACCUCCGGCGCCUCACCGGCGAGCUCACCGACCAGCUGCAGAAGAAGUUCGGCUUCUGCAUGGCCGACGUGAAGAAGGAUCUGAACCAGACGUUCAACUUCAACUCGGACCUGAGCUUCGCCUCCGAAUGCAUGGAGCAAACUAGAGGGAACAUGGCUGCAAUGCUGUGCAAUAAAGCUGAAGUGGAGGUGUAUAUCAAAAGCUUGGCUAGCACUAGCAGUCGUAGCAGCGCCAGGGUAAGUAGUAACUGCAAUCGAAACUCAUGGGCGCUUGGGUGCCAGCCCGGUUGGGCUUGCAUGUUGGGUGGUGAGUCAUCUGACGAAUCAGUUCCAUCAAGAGCAGUGAACUGCAGGCCAUGUUGUCCGGGUUUCUUCUGCCCCCUUGGUCUGACCUGCAUGAUACCUUGUCCUUUGGGUGCUUACUGUCCUCUUGGGACAUUGAAUAUCACUACUGGCCUUUGUGAUCCGUAUUUUUACCAAAUAACUCCAGGAACGAACACUGCAUGCGGUACUGCAGAUUCUUGGGCUGAUAUUGUUAGAACUAAUGAUGUCUUCUGCCCUCCAGGGCACUACUGUCCAACCACAACCCAGAAACACAACUGUAGCAGUGGGUACUACUGCCGAAAAGGUUCCACUGAUGAAAAGAAGUGCUUUUGGAAGAACACUUGCAAGGAUAAUGAAAUAAAAGAAGAUUUGACUUUAUAUGGCUUCAUAUUAAUGGCUAUCUUGACCUUUGUUUUGCUACUGGUGUACAACUGCUCUGGCCUAUUUAUUACAAUUCAAGUAAAAAUUUCAUCUAGAGCUCGUAAAAAGGCUGCAAAAAAGGAAAAUAAAUCAGCCGCAGCACGUGAAAGAUGGAAAUUAGCAAAAGAACUUGUGCUACGGCAUGAGGUAGAAAUGCCUGGGUCUAUCAAUACACCUGAGAAAUCAGCUAGAGCUAUGAAGAUAAACAAUGAUAAAUUAACAUUCUCUGGAGUGGUGUCUCUAGCUACUGAAGAUAGACCACAAAGGCCAAUGCUUGAAGUGGCUUUCAGAGGUCUAACACUAUCGAUUGGAAAAAAGAAACUUCUGCAAUGUGUUACAGGAAAACUUUCACCAGGCAGGGUAACAGCUAUCAUGGGCCCUUCUGGAGCUGGAAAGACUACUUUUCUGAAUGCUGUGUUAGGUAAAACGUCAGGGUAUAAGAAGGAUGGGAUAGUCCUUAUAAAUGGGAUACCUGGAUUAAUGCAGUCAUAUAAGAAGAUCAUUGGUUUUGUGCCACAAGAUGAUAUUGUCCACGGGAACCUGACUGUCGAGGAAAACCUGUGGUUUAGUUCAUGUUGCAGGUUAAGCAAAGGCAUGUCAAGAUCACAUAAGGUUCGAGUUCUUGAACGGGUUAUUGAAUCAUUAGGGCUUCAAGAAAUCAGAAAUUCCCUUGUUGGGACAGUGGAGAAACGGGGUAUUUCUGGAGGACAAAGGAAGCGUGUAAACGUUGGGAUUGAAAUGGUUAUGGAGCCAUCUCUUCUGAUAUUAGACGAGCCAACUACAGGCUUAGACAGUGCUUCCUCUCAGCUACUUCUAAGGGCUCUUCGACAUGAAGCACUUGAAGGUGUAAAUGUUUGUGCAGUGGUUCACCAACCAAGCUAUACUUUGUUCAACAUGUUUGACGACUUUGUCCUUUUGGCAAGAGGUGGCCUUAUUGCUUAUCAUGGGCCUGUAAGUGAAGUUGAAAUAUACUUCGCAGGCCUGGGGAUCAAGGUGCCAGACCGUGAGAAUCCUCCAGACUAUUUCAUUGACAUUUUAGAGGGAAUAGUAAAAACUAAAAUGAGGGGAAAUGUGACUCCUAAACACUUGCCACUCCUUUGGAUGCUACAUAAUGGCUAUGAAGUUCCAAAUGAUUUUCAAAAGGACCUUGAGAAUAUCAAUACAAUUCGUGAGUUAUAUACUGUUCGGUCCAUUUCUAGCGAACGGUCUUUGGCAGAACAGUCAGAGAGUACAAAUUCUGUGCACCAUAAUGUGAGACAAUCAAAUAAAUUACUGGAAAGGAAAACACCUGGUGUUUUUGCACAAUAUGGAUACUAUUUGGGGAGGGUAGCAAAGCAACGGCUGCGUGAAUCUACACAACAGGCUGCUGAUUACAUAAUAUUGUGUAUUGCUGGAAUAUGCAUUGGGACAAUUGCUAGAGUUCGAGAUGAUUCAUUUGGUUCAGAUUCUUAUGGAUAUACCAUAAUGGCAGUUUCUCUGUUAUGCCAGCUUGCGGCGUUGCGGUCAUUUUCACCCGAAAAGUUGCAAUAUUGGAGGGAGAGAGAAUCUGGCAUGAGCUCUCUAGCUUACUUUCUCGCAAGAGAUACUAUGGAUCAUUUCAAUACUGCCGUUAAGCCAAUAAUCUUCCUCUCAACAUUUUAUUUCUUCAACAACCCACGGUCAACUCUUAGAGACAAUUAUUUGGUUUUGCUGGCACUAAUUUAUUGUGUAACCGGUAUAGGUUACACUUUUGCUAUUUGGUUUGAGCUUGGAUUAGCUCAGCUGUGUUCUGCAAUAGUGCCUGUUGUGCUGGUCCUCGUGGGCACUAAACCAGACCUUCCGCGGGUUAUAAAAGAAUUGAGCUAUCCGAAGUGGGCUCUAGAAGCUUUCAUCAUUGCAGGAGCAAAAGAGUAUUCAGGUGUGUGGCUGAUCACUAGAUGUGGAGCCUUGCUUAAAGGUGGCUUUGAUAUCAACGAUUUUGGUCUUUGCAUCACCAUUAUUAUGCUUUAUGGUGUGCUCUUCCGGCUUAUUUCAUUCGUUAGUCUGUUGAAGAUGAAAAAAUAGAUGCCUUGCCAUCUUAUGGACUAGAGAGAUAAAGACAAGUGUUCGCUUAUUGUGCUCACUGUUUACCUUCCCUGGCCUCGAGCCCUACCUGCGAGCUGUGGAGGAGGCGCUUUGUUCUUUGUAUAUAGAUACGGUAUGAAAGAAGGCUAUCGCGCAGGAAGCUGCACACUAGCGCGAAACAGAUGAGAUAUGUACAAAUUUAGGACCACCGUCUUGUCCACAAGGCCGUUAGAAUGAAAUACCGAACAAUAAUUUUUUGAAUGUAUGUACAGACACAAUUCUUUUAUACAUUGAAAUUUAUAUUUGCAUUCUCAAUAUUCGAAAUUCACUUGAAUGUGCUA
Setaria italica (foxtail millet) is the source of this 3339-nucleotide messenger RNA. Its product is annotated as ABC transporter G family member 25. The transcript is spliced from 15 exons. Lineage: Eukaryota; Viridiplantae; Streptophyta; Magnoliopsida; Poales; Poaceae. The record is from RefSeq and is a predicted model, not a curated record. Gene Ontology annotation, molecular function: ABC-type transporter activity; ATP hydrolysis activity; ATP binding. Bases 26 to 2998 code for a protein of 990 amino acids.